Messenger RNA from Eupeodes corollae, 1283 nucleotides. It is a transcript of the gene Rab7, whose product is annotated as ras-related protein rab7. Lineage: Eukaryota; Metazoa; Arthropoda; Insecta; Diptera; Syrphidae. The record is from RefSeq and is a predicted model, not a curated record. Gene Ontology annotation, molecular function: GTP binding; GTPase activity. The transcript has 5 exons. Gene Ontology annotation, biological process: phagosome-lysosome fusion; endosome to lysosome transport. The coding region runs from base 194 to 823 and encodes 209 amino acids. Gene Ontology annotation, cellular component: lysosome; late endosome; phagocytic vesicle.
CUUCACUCAUCCAGCAGUUGCAGAAGUGAUUGUGUUUAAAAGAAAAGUAAAGAGUUGAUUCUUUUUCCAUACAAAUUUAUUUAUUUAUCUCGCAAACCAGAUUUCAGUGGAAAUCAAUUACCAAAAUACAAAUCGUUAUAAUCGUGAUAUAAUCAAGUGUUUUCACAAGUCUUAAGAAAAAGCAAACAAAAAAAUGGCCACAAGGAAAAAAUCUCUAUUGAAAGUCAUCAUUUUGGGAGACAGUAGCGUUGGUAAGACUUCGCUUAUGAAUCAAUAUGUGAACAAGCGUUUUUCAAAUCAAUACAAAGCAACAAUUGGAGCUGAUUUCCUAACGAAAGAAAUUGUUGUUGAUGAUCGUGUUGUCACAAUGCAGAUUUGGGAUACUGCUGGCCAAGAACGUUUCCAAUCGUUGGGUGUUGCCUUCUAUCGCGGAGCCGAUUGUUGUGUACUCGUUUAUGAUGUGACUGUUCCGACAACGUUCAAAAACCUUGACUCAUGGCGUGAUGAAUUUUUAAUUCAAGCCAGUCCACGUAAUCCCGAGCAGUUUCCAUUUGUUGUGUUAGGAAAUAAAGUGGAUUUGGAGACACGUCCAAUGCCAAACAGACGUGCUCAACAAUGGUGUCAGUCAAAGAAUGAUAUACCAUAUUUCGAGACAUCAGCAAAGGAAGGAGUAAACGUUGAAUUAGCCUUUCAAACAAUCGCCAAAAACGCUCUUGCUCAGGAAGUUGGGAGGGACGAAAUUUAUAAUCAUUUCCCCGACCAGAUUCGCCUUGACGGUGACAGAAAUAACCGAAACCGAAAUUCAGACAACUGUCAAUGCUAAUAAACUCAUUCGAAAAAUAUUCAUUCGACUAAAAAUAAUAAUUAAUUCUAUCAUUAUACAUACAUUAAUGAGUGUAAUGAUUUAUAAAUAAAACAAGUAAGAAUUAUAUUAAGUAAAUACAAAAUUCAUAAUUAAAACAAAAAAAAAAGGAAGCAGCUCCAAAUUAAACAAAAAAUAAAAGAAAAACUACAUCAAAACCAGAUAACAAUAAGAUUAUAUAUGCAACCAUUGUGUAGAAUUUGUAUUUUGUUUUAAGCAAGAAUUCUUAAACAAAACAAAAAAAAAAAACAGAACAGAACUUUAUUUGUGGUCUUAUUUUUUAUUUUAUUUAAAUUUAUUGCUUUGCAAGUGUUCUUAUAUUUUAUAAGCAACAUUUACUACUGUUUGUCUUUCAUAUUAUUAAUAAAUCAAAUUUCCAAGAGUAAAUUAAAGUUAAUAAAAUAUUAUAUUUAGAGAAAAA